AUGAAUGUGUUACAACUGGGAAAUGAACUUGUUCUUCUUCUCAAGCCUUCAGAGACGUUGUGGUUGGCGAAAUCAGUGGGUGGUCGUAUAGGCGGAGCGACGCCAGGGAAAACAGUGAUGGGACUGUGUGUGGUGAGAUGUGACACCAUCACCCCGCUGCCGCUGCGAACCGAACAUGACGUCUUCCUAGUGAAACCCGGCACUGACCUGGGCAUGCGAUCUGCUUUUCUCAGAUCAUUCAUCAAAAAUCUUGUCUUAGCAUUCUUCUUACCUGCAAACUUAUUUUCGCGUGUUGGUCAUAAUAGGACAAUCUAUGACACGAUUUGCAAAACAAUUGUCAUUGAAGAACCA
Molecule: messenger RNA, 351 nt
Organism: Nilaparvata lugens (brown planthopper)
Lineage: Eukaryota; Metazoa; Arthropoda; Insecta; Hemiptera; Delphacidae
Product: protein FAM8A1-like
Exons: 2
Source: RefSeq, a predicted model, not a curated record